Helianthus annuus (common sunflower) is the source of this 1942-nucleotide messenger RNA. Its product is annotated as adenylosuccinate lyase. The coding region runs from base 137 to 1765 and encodes 542 amino acids. The transcript has 11 exons. Gene Ontology annotation, molecular function: N6-(1,2-dicarboxyethyl)AMP AMP-lyase (fumarate-forming) activity. The record is from RefSeq and is a predicted model, not a curated record. Lineage: Eukaryota; Viridiplantae; Streptophyta; Magnoliopsida; Asterales; Asteraceae. Gene Ontology annotation, biological process: IMP biosynthetic process.
GAGGGCUGAUUGACUGAACUAGUGAAGUGAAAAAACCCUGAUAAACCCCUACAAACAAUCAAUCGGCUUCUCUCUUCAGGUCUGCGGCUCCACUCGUCUUCCUUCUCUAUUCUAGUCUUCAGCUUUUUGUGCAUUUAUGGAAAUCGGAUCCUGUAUUAAAGUUCGAAACGGAAUCUGUCCAAAAUCAUACGUAACGCGUGCAAGUAGCCUUUAUGAACAACUUAUUCCAACCCAAAACCGUAUGUCAAAGGCUUCAUCUUAUGUAACGCUUCCUCGCAAAAAAUGCACUUGCAAAGCAACUUUGAAGGAAACCAAUAGCAAUAUUGAAGCUGUAGGAAAGGUAAAAGCGAAGGCUUCUGAAGUUUCUACUGAGAUGGAGCUCUCAAGUUUAACAGCCAUAAGUCCGUUGGAUGGGCGUUAUCGUAAUAAAGUCAAGGAUCUAUCCCUUUAUCUGAGUGAAUACGGCCUCAUCUACUAUCGGACCCUGGUUGAGAUCAAGUGGCUGCUAAAGCUUUCACAAAUUCCCGAAGUAUUUGAGGUUCCAAAGUUUAGCAACGAAGCUCAAGCGAAAUUGCAAGGAUUGAUUGAUGGAUUUAGUGAAGCUGAUGCAAUUCAAGUGAAGAAUAUCGAGAAAAUAACCAAUCAUGACGUAAAAGCCGUGGAGUAUUUUCUUAAAACAAAAUGUCAAGAUGAUCCUGAGAUAGCUAAGGUGCUUGAAUUUUUCCACUUUGGCUGUACAUCGGAAGACAUUAACAAUCUAGCACAUGGACUGAUGCUGAAAGAAGCCGUUAAUUCUGUUAUACUGCCGGUCAUGGAUGAUUUAAUUAAUGCGAUGUAUUCAAUGGCGAAAGCUAAUGCUCGCAUUCCUAUGCUUUCUCGGACUCAUGGACAACCAGCCUCACCUACAACUUUGGGAAAAGAAAUGGUGAUAUUUGCUGAGCGGUUAAACAGAGAAAGGCGAGAUAUUUCACAAGUUGAGAUAUUGGGAAAAUUUGCGGGUGCAGUUGGUAACUACAAUGCGCACGUUGUGGCAUAUCCUGACGUAAAUUGGCCACUUGUUGCAGAUCAGUUUGUAAAUUCUCUUGGAUUAAGCUUUAAUCCACACGUGACCCAGAUUGAAUCUCACGACUACAUGGCUAAACUUUUUCAUUCAUUCAUCCGGUUCAAUAACAUUCUACUUGAUUUCGAUAAAGACAUAUGGGGCUAUAUCUCUGUCGGCUACUUCAAGCAGGUAACGAAGGCUGGUGAAAUCGGGUCAUCAACAAUGCCUCACAAAGUCAACCCCAUUGACUUUGAAAACAGUGAAGGCAAUCUUGGGAUAGCUAAUGCGAUUCUUGAUCAUUUAAGCAUGAAAUUGCCUAUUUCGCGUUGGCAGCGUGACUUAACUGAUUCUACGGUUCUGAGAAACAUUGGUGUGGGUUUGGGCUAUUCACUUUUGGCUUACAAGAGUGCACUAGUAGGAAUCGGGAAGCUUCAGGUGAAUGAAGCUGCGUUAAACAAGGACUUGGACAACUCAUGGGAGGUUCUUGCUGAACCAAUACAGACGGUGAUGAGAAGAUAUGGUGUCGAGGAGCCGUAUGAGAAACUGAAGGAACUUACUAGAGGAAGAGCAGUUACCAAGGAGAGCAUUACGGAAUUCAUUAACGGGUUAGAAAUACCAGUGGAAGCUAAAACCGAGCUCUUAAAGCUGACCCCACAUAACUACGUUGGAGUUGCAGCUCAAUUGGUGGAGGAUGCGUGUAGCAGGACCAAUGGAUGUGCUUGACUUACGUUCUUCGCAAGAGAUGCACCUUUUGUGUACUAAAUUUAGAGAUUUUGCAUCUAUUUGCUGCAAUUGAUCGUUAUAUGUCGUCUGGUGGCUGGUAGUGACAUUUUUCGACAUGUUCCAAGAGUUAAAAAAGUAAAAAAUUACCAUUAUGAAGAAAAGCAACCAAUUGCUAAA